Molecule: messenger RNA, 924 nt
Organism: Protomyces lactucae-debilis
Lineage: Eukaryota; Fungi; Ascomycota; Taphrinomycetes; Taphrinales; Protomycetaceae
Exons: 1
Coding region: 1-924 (307 amino acids)
Source: RefSeq, a predicted model, not a curated record
AUGCCUACGCUUGAGAAUGCUCUGAUCCGACGGGCUCGGACAGAUAAGCCCUUUCAGCAGAUUGUUACGACUUGGUCCGUGGUCCUGAUGGGAUGCGACCGCUUCAUUCGCGUCAACUUCUUCUUCAAUCGCCUGACAAACUGCCGCGCCAGUGGCUCAACGGUGACGCACUUGCAGCAUUGGCUGCGUCAGACACUUGGUCAGACUGCCGUAGGAAUCAAAGUUGGAGACGUCAUCUACAAGUCUGAUGAGCAGAUGAUGCGUGAAAACGUCCUCAAGUCCAAUGAAGCGUACCAUGUGGUCUACGAAGACUACACACCGAGCUACUCGGUCUCCAUCGAGUCUCCACCACUCUAUACUCGCAUGUUGCCACAGCUUCCAGGAUACAACGAUGAGACCGGCAUUAGACACUGUACACCCACCUACUUUGAAGAAUGGGUCUAUUACACUGCGAUUCCCCUUGUAUGCAAAACGAUUGACUUGAAGCUGUCCUUUGGUCGCAAAGUGACCAUCGAGCUCAACAAUAAACAGACGGCCUUCAGGGAUAAUUUUCGCAAUGCUCUGAUUCUGUCUGCUGGAUACAAGGCACAAGGAAUCGCCCUCGAUGAUGGAACCGUGCUCACGUCUGAUGCCAUCUUAUUUGACCCUCGGGUUGAGAACUUUGCUGUAUACAGAGUCGUGUAUGGCUCUGCUCAUAUCAAGGCGCUACAAGUAAGACCACCAUCUGCAGACACUCAUCGGCACUCGGCACGGGCUCGACAUUCGCGAGAAAGUGCGAGGGAUAGCUUGCGACGCAUCAGCACCAGCACCAGCCGCACACUUCACCGUGUUGCGUCGAGUACAAGCCGCAACUCUGCUCAAUUGGUUCGCAUGCGUGCAGACAAGCGCCAAUCAGAAAUCACAACCAUAAGUGCCUCGUGCUAA